ACCAUGUUAUUAUUAAUUUAUAUUUUCGCGGCGUGUAAUCAAUAAAAAUUCUAUGUAGAUAACCCAAAAAUAAUAUUGGAUAUUUGUACUUUUUUUUUUUUAAUCAAGAUCAAGACCGAGAGGGAUAUAAUCAUUUUAUCGGGAACAGUUGCAUUAUAAUAAAAUGCGAAGAAUGAAGUAACCGUCGGCUGCAUUAUUUAUGGGUGUUAAUAGUUAAACUCUUAUAACUUCUUGGUAGCGUGAGAAAAGGUCGAAAGGCAAGCUAUCAUUACGAAACAAGUAAUCGAAAGCGUUGGAUGAAUAUUAGCGGCAUGAGACACGUGUAAUAAGUGAAAUUGCAUGACCUACGCAGGUUGUCCGGACGUAUCGCAAAAUAGCACGCGAGAUCGUUUAUCAGCUGUUUGUUGCCAGGUAUAGAGUUCAUUAACGAUAACAGACAGGACUAGCGCCUCGUUCAAGUCAAAUUUAGUCUUUGCAGAUAUCGAACACGUAUAACACCUUUUUUUUCCAGUUCCCUACAAUUUAAUCGCUUGUAGUCGAAGAAAGGCGAUUUUCUGACGUCUAUUUUAGUAACAUUUUGAGACUCAUUGUAUUUAUAAAAAGCGAAUCCAAAAUGACAACAGGUGUGAGAAGUUUAAAACAGGCAUUGAUGCCUAUCAUAUGGCUUAAUUGCAUAUUUUGCAUGGGAAUCUUCGAAAUACCUACGAAUCGCCCACGAUUUUUACUAAGUGCUCUUUACGUUGUCUCGAUGAUAAGUGCAUACUUCGCGCUGCUUUAUAAAGAAAUUAGCUUCUUUCACGAAAAGCUCUCUAACGACUUUUUCCUAUACUAUUGCGUCUUAACGGUCAAUAUUUUAGUUGCCAUUAUAGCUAUAAUUUUGUUCUGGCUCAAAUCAGAGAAUAUAAAUAGCAUAAUUAAGAGAUUCAGUGUAGUUGACAAUACUAUAGAAGUAUUGGGCAUAAAAAGGGAUUACCAGAGAACUCACCGCAAUAUUCUAUAUAUUCUGGCUCUUUGGAUAAUAGGCAUGCUAUUAUUGAACCUCAUGCAUAUAGUAUGGAUGUAUGAAGAUACUGCUCAAAUGGGACAUUUGGGCACUUUAUAUACUGAUUUAUGUUUUUGCAUUCCGAUUUUGGCAAAUUCCGUAGUGGAUGUCACCUUCGCCUCAUUUAUCAGAUGUCUUCAAAUAAAAUUUCAGAAUACAAAUAUUCUGAUUAACAAUGUAGUAGUUUGUGCAAAUAAAUCAAAUAUCUUUAAGAUUCAUGAGCAACGCGAAAAUAAACAACUUGCAAUUGUUACAAUAAACUAUGAAAAUCAAAAGGAGAAGAUACUGCAUCUCAUACAGACGUUGAGACAUUUACACUUAGAAGUCACCAGAAUAGCACGACAAAUCAAUCAUACUUAUUGUCUGCAACUUUUACUCGAAUUGGCUGUUCAUUUUACGGUAGUAACUACAUGCGUUUACUGUAUGUAUGGUGCACUUACCGGCCAGGUUAAGGUGACAGUUCACAGUGAAAAACUCGUUGCCAUGAUAGUUUGGGCAGGAAUUUAUUCACUCAAAAUUAUGUUUGUCAACUCUCUUUGUACGGGUGUAUCAGAGGAGGCAUAUAGAACUGGUGAAAUUAUGCAAUCUUUUGAUGGAUCCGCUACCGACGAUGAUAUGAGAGAAGAAAUUAGGCAAUUUACGCAACAGAUAGUGCUUAAUUCUUUACAGUUUACCGCUUCCGGUUUCUUUUCAAUUGAUAAUACUCUUACUGGCAAGUUUUUCGCCACGGUCACGACGUAUGUGGUUAUUCUAAUUCAAAUGAACACGCCAUUAUAAUAUGAUAAUUCAUAAAAGAGUUCGAUCAUAUUGUAGAUGAGUAAUGCUAUUU
Messenger RNA from Cataglyphis hispanica, 1871 nucleotides. RefSeq names its product putative gustatory receptor 28b. The transcript has 8 exons. The record is from RefSeq and is a predicted model, not a curated record. Gene Ontology annotation, cellular component: axon; membrane; dendrite. The coding region runs from base 614 to 1819 and encodes 401 amino acids. Lineage: Eukaryota; Metazoa; Arthropoda; Insecta; Hymenoptera; Formicidae. Gene Ontology annotation, biological process: sensory perception of taste.